GCUCCGUAGGAGGGAGGCGGUUGCCAGGGUAAUGCGCGCGGGAGCUCGGGUGGGGCGGGAGGGAGUGAGAGGCGGCGUUCCGCGGUCCCGGUGUUGUCCCCGCUGCUGUUCCCCGUUUGGUCUCCGGUUUCUUCGCCACCUCCGGGAGCCAUUCGCUUGCCGGACAGCUGAGGGAGGCAGGUCCUACUGGAAAGGCUGAGGGCCGGGCCGCGGGCAUGGCUUUGGACGAGAUGGAUGGAACGGGGUUGGAAGCGGAGGAAGGGAAGGAUCAGGAGUCAGGUGUCACCGCCAUGAGGAGUGUCCUGGAGAGUUUCACGGACAGUCAGGAGGUCCGGGGGCUCAUCGGUAACCUGAAGAGAGUCUUUGGAGAUUUGGUGACCCGAGAAAUGACACUGGAAAAAUUCAUAGGUAUAAUGGACAAGUACCAGGAGCAGCCUCACUUGUUGGAUCGCCACUUAGAGUGGAUGAUGAAUUCAUUGUUGGAUUUAGUACGAGACAAAGAAUCUCCUCCACUCCUGGCCCACCUGGCUUUUAAAUUUCUUUACAUCAUUACAAAGGUGAGAGGGUACAAACGUUUCCUUCCCCUGUUCCCUCAUGAAGUGAGAGAUCUACAGCCUGUCUUGGAUCUGCUUGCAGAUCAAGACCCAAAAGACUCUGAGACUUGGGAAACUCGUUACAUGCUUUUAUUGUGGCUCUCAAUGAUCUGUUUGAUUCCUUUUGAUCUGGCCCGUUUUGAUGGGAAUCUGUGUGAGGAGGGGCACACUCGGAUGUCAACAAUGGAUCGUAUACUUCAGAUAGCAAAAUGUUACUUGGUUGUCAGCGAUAAGGCUCGAGAUGCAGCUGCUGUGCUGGUUUCAAAAUUUAUUGUCCGCCCUGAUGUCAGGCAAAACAGGAUGGCAGACUUCCUGGACUGGACACUUUCAAUGUUAUCUAAAUCCUCUUUUGAGACCAUGGAGGGGACUGUUGUUAUGAAUGGCAUGCUCCAGGCCCUGGCACAGUUAUUUAAACAUGCUGAAAGAGACUAUUGUUUACCAUAUGCUCCUACUGUGCUUGAAUGUCUUGAUAAGUGCAAGCUGUCCAAAAGUAAUCAGAUGGUUCUUCGCAAGCUAGGAAUGAAACUUGUUCAACGACUUGGACUGACCUUUGUGAAACCAAAGGUGGCAAAAUGGAGGUACCAGCGUGGCUGUCGAUCUCUGGCUGCCAAUCUGCAAGCUCAGGGUUCAGUUGUGCAGAAUCAAGUGCUAACAGUUGCUGCUAAUGAAGCUGAUGAUGAAGAGGAGUAUGACAUUCCAGCAGAGAUUGAAAAUGUUGUAGAGCAGUUGUUGGUUGGACUGAAGGACAAAGACACUGUUGUGAGGUGGUCUGCAGCAAAAGGAAUUGGUCGAAUAACUGGAAGACUUCCAAAGGAAUUAGCAGAUGAUGUGAUUGGGUCUCUCUUGGACUGUUUUAGUUUCCAGGAAACAGACAACGCGUGGCACGGUGGAUGCCUGGCUCUGGCUGAAUUAGGUAGAAGAGGAUUGCUGCUCCCUUCCCGAAUUUCAGAUGUUGUUCCUGUCAUUUUGAAAGCACUGACGUAUGAUGAGAAAAGGGGAGCGUGCAGUGUGGGUUCCAACGUGAGAGAUGCAGCGUGCUACGUGUGCUGGGCCUUUGCUCGUGCUUAUGAUCCUGCAGAACUGAUACCAUUUAUUAAUCAGAUCUCAAGUGCAUUGGUUAUUGCAGCAGUAUUUGAUCGUGAUGUUAAUUGCAGAAGAGCUGCCUCUGCUGCCUUCCAGGAGAAUGUUGGGAGACAGGGCACUUUUCCACAUGGCAUAGACAUUCUAACUGCAGCUGAUUAUUUUGCUGUUGGUAACAGAGUUAACUGCUAUUUGACUAUAAGUGUUUAUAUUGCUGGCUUUCCUGAGUAUACAGAGCCAAUGAUUGAUCAUUUAAUUUCCAUGAAGAUUAAUCACUGGGAUAGUGUUAUUCGAGAACUUUCAGCCAAAGCUCUGCAUAACCUUACUGCACAGGCUCCUGAAUACAUGGCAGAUGUGGUUUUGCCAAGGCUUCUACCUUUAUCAGUGGGCACAGAUCUGCACACACGCCAUGGGGCAAUUCUUGCCUGUGCUGAGAUCACCCAUGCAUUGUGUAAACUAGCAGAAGAGAAUAAUAGACCAGUAACGUAUUAUUUCAAUGAAAAAUCACUGGAGGGACUUAAGCAGAUCCAUCAAGAGCUCUGCAGUCGUCAGUUGUACAGGGGUUUAGGUGGUGAACUGAUGAGACCAGCAGUGUGCUCUUUAAUUGAAAAGUUGUCACUAUCAAAAAUGCCAUUUAAAGGAGAUCCAAUAAUAGGUGGCUGGCAGUGGUUAAUUAAUGACACUCUAAGAAGUCUCACUCUUGUUUCAAGCAGUGCACGACAGCAUAUAAAGGAGUCUGCAGUCUCUGCACUUGCUGCCCUGUGUAGUGAAUAUUACAUCAAUGAAAAGGGAGAAGCUGAUCCAGCUCUGCAGGAUCAGCUGGUGACACAGUAUGUCUCAGAACUACAGAACACAGAGGAAAUGAUUCGUUGUGGCUUUUCACGAGCUCUUGGGGCCCUUCCAAGAUUUCUGCUAAAGGGCAGGUUCCAACAGGUUUUGGAAGGCUUGAAAAAAGUUACCUUAGUUUCCCCUGCAAACGUGAGCUUUGCAGAAUCCAGAAGAGAUGCCCUGAUAGCCAUUGCAAAGGUUUGCCAGACAGUGGGUGUAAAGGGAGAAGGAUCCCAGGAAGAAUAUGUCUGCAAAGAUAAUGUCACUCAGAUUUAUGCUACACUACUUGGUGGGAUGACUGAUUACACCACAGACAGCAGGGGAGAUGUUGGAGGAUGGGUCCGUGAAGCUGCCAUGACAAGUUUGAUGGAAGUGACACUGCUGCUGGUUCAGAAUGAAGUUGAGUUAAUUAAUGCCAACAUCUGCAAGCAGAUUAUGUGCUGGUUGGCCCAACAGUCAGCUGAAAAAAUUGACAAGUUUCGAGCUCAUGCAGGGUCUGUGUUUCUUACUCUUCUACAUUUUGACCAUCCCCCAGUUCCACACAUACCUCAUCGAGAAGAGCUAGAGAGGGUAUUUCCAAGGUCAGACAAAGAGACUCUAAACUGGAAUGCUGCAUCAGAAGCUUUCCCUCGAAUCACCCAACUUUUGGGUUUGCCAUCUUACCAGUACCAUGUGCUCUUGGGCCUCUCAGUGUCAGUGGGUGGAUUAACAGAGACAACGCUCCGAUACUCUGCCCAGAGCCUUUUUGACUACAUCAAGAAAAUCCAGAAUGAUUCCAGUGCUAUGGAGAGUUUUUGUGAGACACUGCUGAAGGUCUUUGAGGACAACCUGCGGAAUGACCGGGUGUCUGUACCUCUCCUGACAAUGCUGGAUCAAAUGCUGGCAAAUGGCUGUUUUGAGAUCUUUACCAUGGAAGAGAACCACCCCUUUGCAGUGAAGUUAUUUACACUUUGCAAAGAAGAAAUCAAAAGAUCCAAGGACGUCCGGAAGCUUCGCUCCAGCAUAGGAGUGUUUUGUGGCCUGAUUCAAUUUCAAGGAAACAUGAGAGAAAAAGUUCUGUUUCAGUUGUUUCUCCUUCUGUGCCAUCCAUUUCCUGUAAUCCGGAAGACGACAGCCAGCCAGGUCUACGAGAUGCUGAUCACCUACAGUGAUGUGGCUGAUCCUGCCCUGGCAGAGGAGGUCAUGACCAUACUCAGUGACACCAACUGGGAAGCUGAGCUGGCAGUAGUGAGGGAGCAGCGGAACUCCCUGUGUGAGCUCCUGAGAGUGCCCAAGCCCCAGCUCCUCUCCAAGAGCUCAGCACAGUGAAGCUGCCAGCACUGGCUGCUGGUUUGGGAACUGAAGCUCUUGGAUCUGAUGCCACUUAAGAGUUUGUGCUGUGACAUCCUGGCCAAGUGGAGCCUCAGCAGGAGCUGCACUCCCUGGGGGGCAGGAGAAGAGGCAGAGGUUGUGUCUGAAAGCUCUGAGCAGAGAUUCCUGAGGAAGCAACAAAGAGUCAUUGUUUUCCUUUAGAAAGUCCCUGUCUGUAGCCACAAGAUGGCAGUUUCUCUUCAUACUUCUGUCACAACUGACCCGGCUUUUUUUUUUUUUCUUAUUAAUGAUUUAUAUUGCUACAAUUCUGCCUGGAGUCACUCAGCCUGUGCUCACUGUAUACAUGUGCAGCAUUAAACCUGAUUUGCUGCAUUAGUCUGUUAAAAAAAUUGUUUUUCAGAGGUAAGAGUGGCAAUGCUUAGUGAUACUGAAAUCUUCCUGAACAUAGUUUAUCUGUGCAUAAGUCUGUGUGUAUUGUGUUGUAGGCCAACAAAAAAUCCAGGUUUCACAUUAGCUAAAGUCAAAGUGUCUCAGUAGAACUUGAUACAACUCAUUCAAGUGAAUGUUUUUGUGGUAAACUAACUUUAAGGACUGAAACUUUUCUUCUUUUCCGUUGAAGAAUGCAGAGGUGACUCAGUGCUUGAAUCAACUUCCACGUUCUUCUUGGCUAUAAAAUUAAAUGACUGUAACAUUUAUCUUUAGUUAACUAAUGGGAUGGGGAGGACAAAUGCACAGGCAACAUGAUGCUGUGUGUUAUCUGAUUGUUCUAUUAAAUCCCACUAUCCCCACAUUACAAGUACAGCAGUGGCUGUACACACAUCUGACUAUUUAAAAGGAUCUGAAUAUUUAAAAGGUAGGAAAAAUUGAGGCAGAAGAGCUUAAAACAAGCCAGUUUCUCUGUCAAGUACCUGCUACAAACUGCAGCUAGCUUCUCCUGCAGGUGUUCAUGUCCAAAACCACAACUUGUCCCCCACCUUUUUGCCUUUUUAAGAAAGUAUCUAUGAAUUGUAUUAUUCAGUAAGUAUAUUUGCAACCUGGACUGGCAGAUGAAGUUUGGUCUAGAUCAGUGUAAUUCACUAUUAAACAAACACCUCAGGAUCUGCAAAAGAAACACCCCAGAGUCCGGAGCCCUUAUGUUGUUCCACUGUCAUUAAAAUGGAAGUUUCUGCCACUCCUGAAA
Molecule: messenger RNA, 4992 nt
Organism: Calypte anna (Anna's hummingbird)
Lineage: Eukaryota; Metazoa; Chordata; Aves; Apodiformes; Trochilidae
Gene: TBCD
Product: tubulin folding cofactor D
Exons: 40
Coding region: 216-3809 (1197 amino acids)
Biological process (GO): microtubule cytoskeleton organization; bicellular tight junction assembly; adherens junction assembly
Cellular component (GO): lateral plasma membrane
Molecular function (GO): GTPase activator activity; beta-tubulin binding
Source: RefSeq, a predicted model, not a curated record